This is a messenger RNA of Rotaria sp. Silwood2, 324 nucleotides long. NCBI's taxonomy places the organism in Eukaryota, Metazoa, Rotifera, Eurotatoria, Philodinida, Philodinidae. The record is from the annotation of a GenBank genome assembly.
AUGUUCCCAUAUUCAUUUGGUAUUCGUCGUUUAUGUAUUGGAUUUAUUAAUCGAAUUAAUAAUAAAGAAUUAUUUGUUCAAAAUAGAGGAAUUGAAUAUUUAUUUCCUGUUCAAUAUAGUUCAUUUAAUGAUAUAAUUAAUCGAAAAGAUUGUAUUGUUCAAGCACGUACUAGAACUGGAAAAACGUUAGCAUUUAGUCUUCCAAUAGUUGAACGUCUUCAAGAUGAUAAAUCAAAUAUUUUAGGUCGAUAUCCACGUUGUUUAGUAUUAGAACCAACACGUGAACUUGCUAAACAAGUAACAAAUGAUUUUUUAUUCAAUUAA